Molecule: messenger RNA, 1370 nt
Organism: Athene cunicularia (burrowing owl)
Lineage: Eukaryota; Metazoa; Chordata; Aves; Strigiformes; Strigidae
Gene: MARVELD3
Product: MARVEL domain containing 3
Exons: 2
Coding region: 1-585 (194 amino acids)
Source: RefSeq, a predicted model, not a curated record
AUGGGCUUGGGAAGGUCCAGAGAAGGGCGGCUGAUGCAGCAGAGGGCACGUGCCACUGCUCGCAGCGCCUCGACCGCACGGCAGCAGCCUGGGGGGAACGGCGGGGCCUACAGCGGCUUCGACGGCGCCGACGGGGAGAGGGCCCAGCAGCUCGACCAGCGCUUCCACCGCCUGAAGCUGCCUGUUGCCAGGGCGGCGAUGGCUGCGGGGGGAGCCCUCAUGGCCUCCUCCUGCCUCCUUAUCGCGGCCGGUGUCCUGUGGCUGCCGGGGCGCUGCCCGGCGUGGCUGCUCCUGGAGUGCGGCCUGGACACGGUGACUGCAGUUGGCAUCAUGCCCGCUCUGGCCUGUUUCUUCCAUUUUCUGCUGGGGGUUUAUAAUUCGUCAGUGUGCAGAGAGAGGGAGCAGCUUUACCAGAGCAAAGGCUACCAGGGUUUCAGGUGCAGCCUGCAUGGUGCCGAGAUUGCUGUCGGCCUCCUGGGCUGUGUGGCUGCCAUCGCACACCUGCUGAGCGCAGGCCUGGCUCUCAGGGAGUACAGAGCUGCUCGCAAACUGGAACAGAACCCCGGACAAUUAUACGAGCUUUAGAAUGAUUCCUCUGCUCCCAAAACGAUCAUUAUUUUUGCCAGUGCCCUUACUGAGAUGAACCAGUAUGCUUCUCCUGGACAGUGCAGCCUUAAUGCAGCAGAACACACACCCAGAGAGUAGAGUGGAGGCAAACUGUUCCUGACUGAAUGUGCAUUAUUGAAUUAUUAGUGGACACAGUCCGAUGGCUUGUCUUCACCUGGAGGCCGUCUCUCAGUAGAGAAUGACUAGCUGCGGAGGGAAUUGCCUUUCCCUCCCUUCUGCGGGUGUCUUGUUCUCCCCUGAGGUCUUGCUACAAGUGCUGCUACUUGUGGGAAAGAAGCCACAGCUACUCCACAGUUCUGCUGCUGAACAGCUUUCUGUAGCUGUAACUGUCUUUACAAAGGGCAUCUGACUUCACUGAGAACAGAGCUCUUAAAAAUGAGGCCUGGGGUUGUGGCAGUUAAUUACUGCUUUCUUGUAGGGUUCUUGGAAUGUUAUAACAGGGCAGUCUGAACAUGGCAUUUAUAAAUCCCUCAGAGAGUCCUGAAAUAAACCUGUAAAAUGAUGAAUACACUCAGCCUAAUUUGUGACACAAUGCCUUUUCAACUUAUAACCUGUAUACAACAGUUUUGCUUAAAAAGAUGCCCAGAGUUGAGAUAGUCAGACAAAAGCUUCAAGAACUCCAAGGGGUGCUUUAAGAUAGAAGUAUAUUGUUUUCAAAAUACAUUUUAAUGUACAAGUUGGGAAAAUGAGAUGCUGCUCUUCUAUUUAUUAAAAAAUAUUUUUGUAAACUUUUAAAGGAAAUU